AUGGGCAUUCUUGAAGAAUUGGGCCAGCUGACUGAACUGAGGGUGCUGAAAAUUGUCUUGAUUGAAUGGGAUGACAAACUAGUGGGGUGCCUAAACAAACUGCUAAAGAUCCAGGAUCUUAGUAUCUGGGCCUAUGCUUGGAUGAGCCCUCCGUCGUCGCUUCUGCCGGACCUCUCCUCCCUAUCCAUCCUGGUAAGGGAGGUUCGGCAGGCAGAUCUGGAUAUCCUCGGGAGGUUGUCAGCUCUCCGCUAUCUGAAUCUGGAGGUGGACCAUGAGAAUCUUGGAAUCAUCCUUGGAGGACUUGUCAUUUGUACCGGUUCGUUCUCAUGCCUGGUGCAAUGCAGGUUCUGGAACUUUUUAGUGCCUGUAGCGUUUCAGGAAGGAUCUAUGCCGAGGCUCCAAACUCUUAAGUUCCAGUUCUCUGUACGAGGGUUGAGAUCAAUCGCUAGUGGAAAUGGUGGUCUCGACUUGGGCCUAGGGAACCUGCCGUCAUUCCAGCACCUUAACGUUCAUUUGGACUCUCAAGGCGCUAGUAACGAGGAGGUGGAGGAACUGGAGGCUGCACUCUGGCAUGCCAUUGACAUCCAUCCUAAUCAUCCCCAGCUGUACAUGUAG
This is a messenger RNA of Miscanthus lutarioriparius, 615 nucleotides long. Lineage: Eukaryota; Viridiplantae; Streptophyta; Magnoliopsida; Poales; Poaceae. The record is from the annotation of a GenBank genome assembly.